AUGGCUGCGACACGCCCCUCCCGCCCUUCCCGUUCCGAACACACCGCCGUCACCAACGAUGGGAGCGACACCGAUCCUGAUGAAGAUACCUCCGUGGCGGACCGCCGGACCGCCUCUAAGAAACGCAUCAGUGAUGUUUUCACGCUCGACCGCGACGAGAGUUUCUCUUCUGAUACUGGGCGUGUGCCGCUGCGAUCUGUGAACAUCAAUGACGAUAUGGCGGAGAAGCGCAGGCGUAGGAAGAGUGCCAAGGUCACCGCGAUGGGACCGGAGGAUUCUCAAGCAGGGCCCUCUGAAGUAAACAACGAAGAACAAGGUGGCGCAGGGCCAUCAGGAACGGCGGCUGCACGCCAAAAGCAGCAGCUACUUGCUGUGGCCCAGGCGCCCUUGAUCAAUGUGCCUAUAGAUGUCAUGAACUCGAACUUUGAGGAGUGGAUGAAGAUGGCUACGGAUAAUAAAAUCAAUGCAGCAAAUUCCUGGAACUUUGCGCUUAUCGAUUACUUCCACGACAUGUCCCUUCUCCGCAACAACACAGACAACUCCAUCAACUUCCAACGGGCGUCGUGUACCCUCGACGGAUGCGUUAAGAUCUGGACGAGUCGUGUGGACAGCGUCGGGACUGAGACAGGCAAAUUACUCAGUAACCUGGCUAACGAAGGCAGAGGCGGAGAUGACGAGGAAGGUGCGAACGUGGACGACCCGGAUAAUCAGGAUUCCUCUCAGGGCCCACGUAAACGCAAGACGCAUAGAGCCGAGUCAACUCUCGCGAAGUCAGUCGCACAAUUACGGAGCAAGAAGCUGGACCUUGAGUUCACCGUGGACCCCCUCUUCCGGAAGACUUGCGCGGACUUUGAUGAGGGUGGCGCACAAGGCCUCCUGAUGAACCAUCUCAGCCUUGGCGUGGGUUCCGAAGGAAGCUUGCGUGUUGUAUUCGACGCCAGUGAUGCGAUGGGUGGAGGAGAGGAGGAAGAAGAGGCUGCGUCGGAGGAGCCGGAGGAUCAGGUUGACAUAAGCUACCUUCGCAAGCAAUUUCUUCCUGACUUGAAUGUCCUAGAAGAGAAGGCCAUAUCUCACUCCAUAGAGGGCUUCUCAUUUUCAAAGGACAGUUUCUCUCUCGACGAGACGACAUUCUUCCGUGAAGACCCUACUGGACUUGACGACGACGACGACGAUGCUGGCGAUUUCGGCGAUGGGCAUGUCCAGGAUGUCGCGCCAUUGGAUGGCAAUGGGGGCCAAGACGACCAACCUGUUGAAGACUUCUUCGUCGGUGAUCAGGCAGUAGGGGAUGAUUACGUCCCGGAUGUGUUUGGACCUGGAGAUACCCUCGACGAAGAGAACCAAGGGGAAGAGCAAGAUGGUCUUGCGAACGCUGGCCGUCCGGGCGCAUUCGUGCCAUUUGAUCCACGGCGGGUGCCGAACGAGCGCGACCUGGUCAUGGCUAUGACAGAAGGCGACGGGGAGGGAGGCGGCUUAUUGAUGGACUAUUUCGAACAGGGCUUCCUCAAGAAUUGGGCCGGUCCCGAGCACUGGAAGUUACGGAAAGUGGUCCGCAGGCCGGAAGCGACCACGGCUGCUCCGAAGCAGAAGCGCGAGAAGAAGGAGGCAUUCAAGAUUGACUUCUUGACUUCGUCUGAGAAGAAUGUGAAGACGAUCGCCAAGGAGCUCUUCGUGCCGGUCACCCGCGGUGCGGGGAUAACGCUCCCUGUUCCUUCGUCCAGUAAGACUUCUUCUCGCAAAGGCCGAGGCAGGAAAUCGAGGGACAAGGAUAAGGAUAAGCGUAACGACCAAAUGUUGCCCGACGACAUGCAUUUCUCUAGUCGGCAGUUGGUGACACUCUUUUUGAAGCCAAAGUUCGCUCUGAGAAUGCGAGGCCAUCGAGUUACAUCAGGCAACCGUGGUGACGCUGAGAUAGACGAGAACUUCUGGGCUCAAGCUGCAGCCGAUCAAGCCGCAGGACGCGCAGAUGCUGAUGGCGAUGAGACCGUGGACGGUGGUGCCAUUCCGUUCAACACGCAGUUCUUCCAUGACGAUUAUGACGACGGCCCAGGAUUUGACGACGCGGACGAUGUCGCUGAUGGUGAGAACGGCGCAGCUGUCGAGCCUGGAGAGCAGGACCUGCUUGCCGCGACACAGGACCAGACAAGACGCGUACGACCAGAGUUUGUUAACCAUGCUAAACGUGCGAAGAGAGUCGACGUGCGGAAGCUGAAGGACAAUAUCUGGAAGGGCCUCGACAUUAUCGUCCCCGAGCCCAAGGAGCAAGAUGUAGAGGACGAUGCAAUGGAUACGGACGAUCAAACCCCCACUGACCCUCAGGAAGCACGGCAAUUCACUGCUGUCAUCUCGGGCCUGCAGAAGACAUAUCCAAGGGAGAAGAUGGAAGAGAUCAGCACGAGUUUCUGUUUCAUUUGUCUUCUGCAUCUAGCAAAUGAAAGGGGCUUGAAGCUGGAGACUGACAAGGAGGAUGAGGAGAUUGUCGAGGAAGACGAACGCAAAGUGGGAAGAAUAUGGGAUCUGAAGGUGUAUCGCGACCCGGAUGCGACGCUCACAGCAUAG
Molecule: messenger RNA, 2556 nt
Organism: Laetiporus sulphureus 93-53
Lineage: Eukaryota; Fungi; Basidiomycota; Agaricomycetes; Polyporales; Laetiporaceae
Product: barren
Exons: 8
Coding region: 1-2556 (851 amino acids)
Biological process (GO): mitotic chromosome condensation
Cellular component (GO): condensin complex
Molecular function (GO): chromatin binding
Source: RefSeq, a predicted model, not a curated record